UUGACUUGCAAUGUGGGCAUGUCGCCACUAGAUGUCUCAAGUCCGAUUCCAGUUUAACUCUUGCUGGAGAACUUGGUCUGGACAUUAUGGAUUGUAAUGCUCAGCUUCAUGCUGCUCUGUAUGAGCGGAAACUCCUGUCACUAGAGGUACGGAAACGAAGGCGACGUUUCGGCAAAGUGAGACCAGGACAGGCAAAACUGUCAGUGUCUUCACAGUCAACUGACUUUGUCCUUAAGUCAGAAAUGGAAUGUGAAGAAGAAGAAGAGAUAGUGGAGGAGGAUGAAGAACUGGAAAUAUCUCAAGAUGAAACAGCUGGCUCUCUUAGGGACAUGCAGGUGAAAUUUAAACCAAAGUUGUCAGAGCAAGUGGAACCUGCCCAAAAGGGGAAGUUGCCAAAGGAGUCUGAACAGAAACCUGUACAUGAAGGGCUGCUGCUUCAAGCCAAAAUAGAGCCAAUGCCAAAAGAUGCUGAGCUUCCAUUUAAUUUGCUACAGAUUUUGCAGGCAAACAGGAAUCUAAGCAAAGUUCAGGCUCGCAAGGCGUUUUCUGCCUACCUGCAACGUGUGCAGCUGCGCCUGAUGAAAGAAGUUGGGGAUCAGGUCCAUAAUCCUGCCUGGGCUGCCAAGGAGGAUGAGCAGAUGGAGCUGGUUGUUCGCUUUUUGAAGCGAGCAGCCAGUAAUCUCCAACAAUCUUUGAGAAUGCUGCUCCCAAGUCGGCGCCUGGCCCUGUAUGACCGUAGGCGCAUCUUGGCUCAUCAGCUGGGUGAAUUUAUCAUCUGUUAUAACAGGGAAACUGAUCAGAUGGCUCACAGAAACUUAAUGAAGAAACAAGAGGAGGAAGAGGAGGGGGUAGAUGCUGAAGGCUUUCACAAAUUUAUUACUAAGGCAAGUGAAAGUGAUCUGGAGGAGGUGUUGACUUUUUACACACACAAGAAUAAGUCAGCAAGUGUCUUCCUGGGAACAAACCCUGGAGCUACAAAGCCCAGUAACAGCCAGAUGGAAAGUAGGGCCAAAGAAGGUCGCCCAGAAAUUAUGGAAGAAGCUGAAAAACAGCAACCUGAAAUCCCAGUGGAUAAGGAAAAUGUGGCAGAGGAGCUGAGAAGUGACCAACACAAAGGAACCAGACUAUCCAGGAUUCCCUCUUCAGCAGAUGAUGAAGAGAACAUACUACAACGCAGCCUCCUUAGUACAUCUUCCUCUGUUCCUGGUGUCAUCCUUCCACAAAGCAUCAGUUCUCAGCUAUCCUCUCAUACUACAACCUCUGCUAAUGCACAGAGUGCUAUGCAGAUCUACAGCCAGAGACUGUCCCGGCCAUCUUCAGCAAAAGCAGCAGGUUCAAGGAAUCACAGCCCAAGCAGACAGCGUGGUGGAUCUGCCAGAGUGAGCAAGGAUGGGGAAGACUGUUCUUCCCAGAGCAAGCGCUACAGUCAUGGUCUUGUUGCAGCAGAACUGCAGAGACUGGCAGAGAAGCAGGCAGCCAGGCAAUACUCUCCUCCUAGUCACAUCAGUCUUCUUACACAGCAGUUAACGAAUUUGAAUUUGAUGAGUGGAGCUGUAAGCAGAGGAAAUGCAACUUCUCCCAGUUACCGACCACCGCUCAACCCAGGAGGUUCAUUCUGGGCCUUUCAGACACACACACAAACCACUGACAUCAGACCUGCAUCUUUGACAGUCAGGACUCUGGAGACUGACAGCUUUGCUUGGGAAGGGGAUGCAGAGAACAACAUACACACUAAAUUGAUAGGAAGCCAACCGGGACUUCCCAGGGCCUCGCCAAGUGCUGGCAGCUAUCAACUCCAUUUUGCCCUGCAGCAGCUCCAACAGCAGAAACUUCAGUCUCGACAGCUUUUGGACCAGAGCCGAGCCCGACACCAGGCUCUGUUUGCUAAUUUCCCAUCAUCAAGUAUCAGCUCUAUGGCGCUGUCAUCUAGUUCUGGUGCCCACAGAACAUCAAGUGCCAUUUCUAGCAGCCAGAAGGUACCCAGCCUACAUAAGGUGAUGCCAUCCCAGAGUGCAUCUUCACACUUGGUUCCAAAGCCCCCAGCCAGCCACAGACAAGCAGUUAUUAGGAAGGUGGCAUCUCAGAGGAUUUCCAAGGCAACCUCCACAGAAGGGCAUCUGAAUGGAUUCCAGAAUAGCCUUAACAGUGCUACAUCCUGUGAGCCACUCACAAACUGCAAAGGUCUUCUAGAAGCUGGACCCCAGAUUAUUUUCGCCAGAACUAGACCUUUGUCCAGCCGAACCAGAACCAUUGACACAGUUGUAGGGCCAAGAAGGAAAAGGCCAGUGGAGGGAGGACCAGAUUAAGCUCCUGCGUGCACUUACUUUUUGAAAUGAAGGAUUAAUCCUAAAUAAUGGGUGAACAAACAAUUCCAUGCUUCAGCAUGCGAGGAGGAGGUGAAGCAGAAAUGAAUGUUAUUCCACGCUCCUGGAAACACCCAGAUUGAUAGCAAGACCUGUCGCACACGCCAGAAUUUUCCCCAAGUAAAAGAGAGCAGCUCAGCGUUUCUGGAAGUGGUGCUGGAGCCCCGACCUGAGACUUCCUAGUCCCUCUGAGCUUUAAGUCUCAGGGUUUCCUUUGCAUUCUGUAUUGCAUCUUCCAUCAGCUAGCCCUCAGAUUCUGGUUAUGACUCACAUGAGGCAGGAGUUCUUAAUUGUGUCUGUGUUAGAUAUACCAAGACCCAGAUUUCUUUCUCCAUGCAGUCAUUUUGGCUCACCUUGAGAACAGCCAAGGUUCUCUUUCAAGUUCUGGGCAGCAUUCAUACCAUAUGACCACCAAUGGCACAAGGAGUUAAAAUGCUGACUUGACUAUAGACACUUCUGGCUGCUAUCUUGAAUUUUGGCAGGAAGCCAUAGAAAUGCUCAGUCUGAAUAAAGUCAUUCAUUUUGUUUGUUUAGCUUAAAA
Rhineura floridana is the source of this 2904-nucleotide messenger RNA. RefSeq names its product tubulin polyglutamylase TTLL5-like. The record is from RefSeq and is a predicted model, not a curated record. NCBI's taxonomy places the organism in Eukaryota, Metazoa, Chordata, Lepidosauria, Squamata, Rhineuridae. The coding region runs from base 87 to 2306 and encodes 739 amino acids. The transcript has 17 exons.